AAGGAAGCUGGGAGAACAAAGAACAAACCCUGGGCAGCUCCUGGGUGGGGGUGCUUUGGAAAAAUGCAAGAUGCAGCAGCUGCUGCUUCCCCGGUGGGGUCUGUGCAGGGGGCAAGCCCUUCAUUAAAGGGGGGAGACUUUCUCUGGCUGGAAUCAGCCCCCUUAGGGCAGCCCUUGGCUCUGCGGACAGAGACCCCUGAACUGGAGACAGCAGGUGACGCCGGGAUGGUGAGUGAGAACAGGGAGGAGAAGCCCCAGCAAGAAGAUGCUGAUCCAGGAGAGCCUCGCGGGACGUUCGCAGGGAGAUGCAAAGGGGACGUUUGCUGUGGUUGGCCACAGACCAAAGCCUGUGAGAGUCAGCGCAGAGCGGAGGAAACCGUCAGGAGCCGCUCACACCUUAUUAGACAUCAGAGCAUCCUCAUGGGCGAGAGACCCUACCCAUGCGCUGAGUGUGGGAAAAGCUUCAGCCAGAGCUCCUCCCUUAUUAGACACCAGAGAAUCCACACAGGCGAGACCCCGUACGCAUGUGCAGAGUGCGGGAAACGCUUUAGUCAGAGCUCAUCCCUGGUCAGCCACCAGAGAAUCCACACCGGUGAGACGCCCUACACCUGCGCCGAGUGCGGGAAAUGCUUCCGGCGGAGCUCAAAUCUGAUCACGCACCAGAGAAUCCACACGGGCGAGACGCCCUACACCUGCGCCGAGUGCGGGAAAAACUUCAGGCAGAGCUCAAACCUCAUCACGCAUUGGAGGACCCACACCGGGGAGACGCCCUACACCUGCGCCGAGUGCGGGAAAAGCUUCAGCCAGAGUUCAGCCUUCAUUCGACAUCAGACCAUCCACACCGGGGAGACGCCCUACGCCUGCGCCGAGUGCGGGAAAAGCUUCAAUCGGUACUCUGCCCUGGUCACGCACCGGAGGAUCCACACGGGAGAGAUGCCCUACACCUGCGCCGAGUGCGGGAAACGCUUCUGUCUGCGCUCGACCCUCAUCGCACAUCGGAGGAUCCACACCGGAGACACGCCCUACGCCUGCUCCGAGUGCGGGAAAAGCUUCCGGCAGAGCUCAAACCUGAACACCCAUCGGCGGAUCCACACCGGGGAGACGCCCUACGCCUGCGCCGAAUGUGGGAAGCGCUUCAGUCAGAGAUCAACCUUUAUCAGACACCGGAGAAUCCACACCGGGGAGACGCCUUACACGUGCUCCGAGUGCGGGAAAAGCUUCAGCCAGAGCUCGACCCUCAUCACACAUUGGAGAAUCCACAUGGAAGAGGCCCCCUAUGCAUGCUCCGAGUGCGGGAAACGUUUCAGCCACAGCUCUGCCCUUAUUAGACAUCUGAGGAUCCACACGGGAGAGACCCCCUACCCGUGCUCCGAGUGCGGGAAACGUUUCAGCCACAGCUCUGCCCUUACCACGCACUGGAGGAUCCACACGGGGGAGACGCCCUACACGUGCUCCGAGUGCGGGAAACGCUUCAGGCGGAGCUCCGGCCUCCGCACCCACUGGCGGAUCCACACGGGGGAGACGCCCUACACGUGCUCCGAGUGCGGGAAAAGCUUCAGCCACAGCUCUACCCUGACCACCCACCGGAGAAUCCACACCGGGGAGACGCCCUACGCCUGCGCCGAGUGCGGGAAACGCUUCCGGCAGAGAUCCAGUCUCAUCACGCACCGGAGGAUUCACACCGGAGAGACGCCCUACGCCUGCGCCGAGUGCGGGAAAAGCUUCCGGCAGAGCUCAAACCUGAUAUCACAUCAGAGAAUCCACACGGGGGAGACCCGCUGAACGGGCUCUGAGUUCAGGAAAAGCUUCCGUCAUGAGUCAUCUUCUCGUAGACACCAGAGAAUGCCCACGGGGGACAGACUCUAUACAUGCUCCGAGUGUGGGAAAAGCUAAGCUCGGCCCUUCUUAGGCAUCUGAGAAUCCACACUGGAGAGACACCCUACACCAGUGGCUCCCAAUCAGGAUGACGGAGGUCUUCCAGGGGGACAUUAACUCAACUCAACAGUUGCCUAGCCUUACAACAGGCGAUGUAAAAAGCACGAGCGAAGUCAGGACAAACUAAAAUUUCCUACGGACAAUGACUUGUUUGUACGGCUCUAUAGGCUGUACGCUGAAAUGCAAGGACCAUAUUUAUAUUCCAAUUCAUUUAUUUCAAGAUGCUAUGGUAAAAAGAAGAACAUCCGCACAUUUUUAGUAUUAGUGUGGCUGGGACACUUUUGUAUUUGUAGCUCUGGUUUUGUAAGCAAGUCGUUUUUAAGUGAGGGGAAAAGUGGCGGGAGGCAAGAGAAAUCCGACUCCGGAAAGGGGGACAGGGAUCUGCAAAGAGGGAGAGCCCUGCCCUAUGGAGAGCUCUCAUCUUAUCACAAAUCAGAGACUCCCCAUGGGCGAGAGACCCAACGUAGGCCGGGGCAGGCUGUGCCUCCCCAAAUAAGCCCAGCGUGGCUCCACCCACGCUCCACCCAGAAGGCCCCCUCCUGCUUGCCCUUCCCCCUGGGCCACAGCCCAGGCAGGCUGGCCGCUCCUCUUCAGGGAAGCGUGCUGGGGCUGGGGAUAAGGCGAGGGUGGCCAUGGGCGGCCGGCGGACAGGACUUGGGGUGGCUGGGGCCACACAGCACUGAGGGGCCCCCGGCGCUGGCAGGGGAAGGGGAGCAGGAGGGGCGGGCCCGGCCGGGAGCUAGCCUCCCCAUGCCCACAAGCAAGUCCGCACGGGAGAGGAAUGCCACGAAUGUCCCGACUAAGCCUCACCAAAGAUUUUUUUUUUCCCUUUUAAAUGCAUUUGCUCAUUCCCACACAGCACCCGGUAAGGCUCUUUGCACCAUUGCCUGAACCGUGGUCUCUCGUCUCCUGCAGGUGCAUGGCUAGGCUUGACCAGAAUUAGCUCCACUGAGGUGAAAACGACCUGUCCCUUGUCUCCACUCAGCUUGCACGUGGAAUUAGCUGCUGACGUGAGCUAUCGUGAUGUAAACACACACAUAUAGCUGCAGUGCGGAUAUAAACCCCGGUACAGAGAAUGGGGUUCGCUUUCCCCUUGACCUGACCUAAUCCCCAUGGCUUUUCCUAGUCUGGACAAACCCUGAGCGUCACAUCUAUACUGUUCCCCCAUCGCCAUAGUCACAGAGAUCUCCCUUUGGCGACAGAAAACAGGUACCAGUUUUCUAAUGGGCCGGGUGGGGCUCAACCCCGGCUCUGCCCCAGGACCCACCCCCUGCCUCUUUCCACCCUGCCCCAUCUCGUCCCACUCCAUCCUCUUCCCGCCCCCUCCCCCGAGCAUGCCUCACCCUCGCUCCUCCCCCCCCAGCACCUCCUGCACGCCGCAGAACAGCUGAUAGUGGCUGGCGGGAGGCACUGGAGGGAGGGGGAGGUUGCCCGUGGGUGCUGAGCACCCACCGUUUUUUCUCCACGGGUGCUCCAACCCCAGAGCACCCACGGCGUCGGCGCCUGUGGGACAGAAUGUCCCAUUCCCAGUGGUUUGCGCGUUGAUCAGCGUUGUGGGGAAAGAUUGCAACGUAACGAAAAGCAGCACAGGGGGUAAGCGUCAUUUCAGCCUCUCUUUCCCGAGGGAGAUCCGGGAUUCCCUCCUUCCACAUCACCAUCAAGAUCCCACUUCCCCAGUCUCAGCCCAGCCACCCGCGCCAGCCACAGCGGAGUUUAUAAUCCCCACUUUCUACCCUUCCAGCUCCUGCACUGCCACGGGAUACACCGUUCGCAGCGCUCUGCAGUGAGUUAUCACGCACUGAUCCUAAAUCAAACUCACUGAGGGCAGGCGGGAGGUGAAAACACUGGCGGGGGGAUUUGGAUGGAUCCCAAAAGCAGAGUAAUCAUUCCCUCUUUUAAUCCUGGUUUCCUUCCAUCGGAAAAGUAUUUCUGAGCUUUUUCCUGCUGAGCCUGGCUUCUUUGCAAGGUGGGAACGUUGGCUGUUUUCCCCCAUUACCAUGAUGCUAAAAUUUAGGACUGCUGAAUAAUAAUGAAGUGGCUCUGAGUGAAGCAGGUUUGAAUGCAUCAGAGGAGAAUACAAUGGGAGAAUCUGUUCUGAUUUUGAGUCAUCAGAUGUCACCUGCUCUGGAAUUUCAUUUUAUAGGAAAUUGAAAGUGUCUGACACCCCUUUGUGUUAUGGGGGGGGGGUCUUCUCUUUCCUGAUUGGUCAAAUAUUGGGGUAUUAGUUUUGUUUGACAGCAUCAGCUCAGAUUGAUGGGGGGCUAUGAGAGAAACGAUCAUUCCCUUAAAACACACUGACGCCCGGAUAUUUGCUUCCCAAAGCUGUUGCGGCCCAGAAGGUUACUCCUGAAAAUAUCACCUUCUUAAUCAGAUGCUGUUUGCCUAUAAUUUAGGGCGGCCAUGCAGUCCCCAUCUAUAUGGAGAUGGAGAAAAUGGAAUGAGCCGUUUUGUGGUGCUUACCCCUUGUAAAUGCUGCAACCGUGUAUAAAAUGAAUUGAGUGUUGAAUGUGAGAGAGCUCCUGGAUUCUGCCUCUUUUUUCAUAGAUACCCCAGCUUUGGUGGCUGACAGGGACUGUGAUCCAGGCCUGUGUUGAGUCCCUAACUUAGAUUUGUGCCAUCAGAUUAAAUAAAUAAACUGGAUGUGUUUGGGGAAGCCGCUCCUCACGACUACUCCUGAGAUUUGUGCGGAUUCUACUCCUGAGAAAUAUGAAGUUACCCCCAACCAAGGCCAAGGAUUAGACAUGGAUUUCCGUAGAAGUAGCAGGUAUUCAAAGUUGUCCUAUGGCCAGGUAAACUCUUUGUAUUUAGAACCUGACUCCCUAGCUCAGUGAUAUUGAUUACGGUCCCACAAGUUGUCAUGUUUCAGUGGGGAGUGAUUGUCCCCUUCCCAUUUGGAUCUGAAGUGUCAUGAGAUAAUGAGAAACGAUUGAUAUUUCUUCCCGAUGAGUCCCAAUCUGGCUGCCUUGUUGGACAAGAAGCACGGCCAUGCUACACAAGUGAUGGUCGCCCACUGGGGAAGGAAUAUGUAAGACUCUGAACUCAGGUUGCAUGAAUGUUGUGUUCUACUUCUCUGCUCUUGUCUCUUUGUUCGGCUCUUGUGGUUUAUGGAUUGGCAUCAAUUCUCUACCUCCUGAUCCUCUGAAUGAUUAGAAAGUGUGGAAACAGAGUCUGGGUGCUUUUUCUCAUUGUGCCAACCUUCCCACAGAGGGGGAGGAGACUUUCACCCAUCUUUAGGGCAAAAUACCUGGAGAUAAAUGAACUCACAAGAGACGGAUGGCACCUACAUUAGUGCGGAACACAACUUCACCCAGGGUUCCCGUGGAGGAAAUGGGGAAUACGAGAAAACUAACAAACAUGAUCCAAUUUUGCAGCCUUUGAAUGUGUUGUUACCAGUGCAAAUGGAAUUAAAGAUGAAGUGAUUUAUUACAGAAUAAGACACGGAUUAUGUGAUAGAUACACUAUCAUAUGGGUUCACAAUGAAAGUUAUCUUGGGUUCUCUGUUUCUUUGUUUGUUUUCAGGCCUAUAAGAAAGGGUGGCUAAUCCUGAAAAGUGUAUUUGAUGUCAUUUACUCCCCCUGGAUUAAAGACUUCUGACGUAAAACCUGACUCCAGAGGGGAUGAGAUGGGGAAAUAUGAGAACAAGCAGACAGUAUAGUACAGACCCGGUAUGGACUUUAAUGAUUUCAAAUGGAAUUGAUUUUGAUAAGCUUGAAAACCAACAUUCAUGUAAGAGAAAAACGAAUUAAGGAGACAAGCCAGGUAGCCUUUGACCAAGUUACACAGGAACAACCACUGAGUUCCCCACUUCUCUUGUUCUCAAAGCAAAGAGAAGAACAUCAGAACGGCCAGACUGGGUCAGAGCAAAGGUCCAUCUAGCCCAGUGUCCUGCCUUCCGACAGUGGCCAAUGCCAGGUGCCCCAAAGGGAAUGAACAGAACAGGGAAUCAUCCAGUGAUGCAUUCCCAUCCCUCAGGCGAUGUCGGUAUUUAAAAUGGCAAUGGAUCCAUGAUGCUGGCUUUUCUGUUUAUAUAGCAACCAGUUAUUUGUGUAGGUGCAGAGCUGCCUUUUCCUUUUAAGGAGGCCAGAUUUUUGAGCACUGCUGUUUAACCGUCAGGCCAGGCUAUGGAAAAAACCACCCCAUAAUUGGCCUUGUGUUUCUUUUCCUUUUGAUAUUGUGGGGUUCCCACAUCCACACUGCAUGUGGUUUGCAACAAUGGAUAGUUUAAGGAAACUACUGUUGUGAAGGCCAAGACUAUAACAGGGUUCAAAAAAGAACUUGGUAAGUUCAUGAGGGAUCGGUCCAUCAAUGGCUAUUAGCCCUGAUGGGCAGGGAUGGGGGCCCUAGCC
Messenger RNA from Chelonia mydas (Green sea turtle), 6281 nucleotides. RefSeq names its product zinc finger protein OZF. The transcript is spliced from 2 exons. The record is from RefSeq and is a predicted model, not a curated record. Lineage: Eukaryota; Metazoa; Chordata; Testudines; Cheloniidae. Gene Ontology annotation, molecular function: RNA polymerase II cis-regulatory region sequence-specific DNA binding; DNA-binding transcription factor activity, RNA polymerase II-specific. Gene Ontology annotation, biological process: regulation of transcription by RNA polymerase II. The coding region runs from base 64 to 1782 and encodes 572 amino acids.